Molecule: messenger RNA, 663 nt
Organism: Hyphopichia burtonii NRRL Y-1933
Lineage: Eukaryota; Fungi; Ascomycota; Pichiomycetes; Serinales; Debaryomycetaceae
Gene: SNL1
Product: Snl1p
Exons: 1
Coding region: 1-663 (220 amino acids)
Molecular function (GO): protein-folding chaperone binding
Source: RefSeq, a predicted model, not a curated record
AUGGAUCAAGUCACUAGUCAUUUCAACCAAAUCAGAGAUAAAAUAGGUGCCAGUGUUCAGACAUACGUGGAUACUGACAAGUUGCCUAAUAGUUUUCAAGAAUUUCAACAAACUGCUGGACUGUAUUUGAAUAAUUUGAAAGAAACCAUUCCAGAAAACAUUGAAAAAUACUAUACUGUACUUAAAAACACCAGCAAGGAUGAGAUAUUGAACGACAUCACUCAAUUGAAAGUGACACCAGCUACGGUUACUUUGUCAAUAACCACCAUUGCUACUGUUUUACUUGUUAGUCGUUUAUUAGCGCAGUCAUCUGAUGAUGAAGGCAGUAAAUCUAAGAAGAAGAACUCUAAAAAGAAGCAAAAGAAGAAGCUCUCCAGAGCCCAGAAGGCCAAUAAAGAAAUACAGCAAAUUUUAGACUUUGUUGAAGAAAAAUACGUACCUGAGAUUGAUGAAUAUUUGGAAAAUUAUAGUAAAUUGGAUAGCGAAAAGAUUCAAUAUACUUAUAACUACUUUCAGGAAAUGUUAUUGAAGGAAUUGAUGAAGUUAGAUGGGGUUGAUGUUUCGGGCAAUGAAGUUUUAAGAGACAAUAGAAAGAAGGUUAUUAAGUUUAUUCAAGAUCAUCAAGCAAGAUUGGAUAAAUUUAAAAAAGAAGCUAAAUUUUAA